Molecule: messenger RNA, 2766 nt
Organism: Colletotrichum lupini
Lineage: Eukaryota; Fungi; Ascomycota; Sordariomycetes; Glomerellales; Glomerellaceae
Product: chitin recognition protein
Exons: 15
Coding region: 1-2766 (921 amino acids)
Biological process (GO): carbohydrate metabolic process
Cellular component (GO): extracellular region
Molecular function (GO): chitin binding; chitinase activity
Source: RefSeq, a predicted model, not a curated record
AUGAAAUCAUCACGAAUCGAGGUCUCGGUCGGCGGUUUCGGUGGGGCAUUCGGCGGUCUCGGCGGCACGGCCCCACCGAAAGCCCCGAAUGUUUCGGCCGUCCGGAAAGGCUCGAUCGCGGGGUUACACGAAGCAAAGGAAGGAUGGCUCCAACCCCCUCUUCACGCGAUCUUGCCCUUUAUCGGCUUUGGUGGCAGGAUGAGUCAAGGGGUAACGGUCGCCCUUGCAGAAAAGAGGGAACGUGACGGGGAAAGUUGGAUUGACGACGCCAUCGGACUCUGUCGCGGAAUUCUGCAUCGCAAUAACGCCCAGCGGGGAGGGAGGACUAUUCCCGCCGCAUUUCUUUUCUGGACACUUUCCGCCCACGGCAGGACCGCAGGAGAGAAGGAGGAGCCGUUAUGGAGGGGGUCCGCGCCUGGCUCUUGGAAGAUGGAAGAUGUAACUUGCGGGAGUUUCCUAGACUUGGGCGCCGACGUCAUCGUUACUGAAGUCCGCAUUGCCUCCAGCAUCACGAGGACUCCUGUGUUCAAGCCAAUAUUGGCUGUCAGAAACCUGUCGAUGUUCGUCUUGUUGAGCAUAGCAGUCUCAUGGUGUUCUGCAGCUUUCGACCCAACUUCGAAAAACAAUGUUGUUGUCUAUUACGGGCAAGGUCCGAAUCAGGGCGACCUAAUAAACCAAUGCCAGCAGCCCGAGAUUGAUGUAAUUGUCCUCUCGUUCGUGCAUCUUUUCCCAGCCCAGGCAAACGGAUACCCUGGAACAAACUUUGGCAAUCGAUGCGGCGGCCAAGUUUACCCAGGUCCUGGCUUCAACGGUGUCAUCGACCCUUCCAAAGAUCAGUUGCAGUCAAAUUGCCCUAGUCUCAACGCUCAGAUUCCAGUAUGCCAGCAGCAGUAUGGCAAGAAGAUAUUGCUGUCACUCGGAGGUGGCGUGGUAUCAUACCAGCUUACAGGCAGAAACGAGGGUGAACUCCUGGCAACUUACUUGUGGUACAUGUUCGGACCGAAAGAUCCCAACUGGACAGGGCCUCGUCCAUUCGAUUACAACGGGCAAGCGGUUGAGGUUGACGGAUUCGAUAUGGAUAUAGAGCAUCCAUCCACAGACAAUUCGGAAGGCUACAUUGCCCUAGUGACCCUUCUGCGUACAUUCUAUGCCACAGCUUCGAAGCAAUACUACCUGACUGGCGCUCCUCAAUGCGUCGUUCCAGAUGCCAACAUGGCUGCGAUGAUCUCCGCCGCCAAGUUCGACAUGAUCUUUGUCCAAUUUUACAACACCCCUAGUUGCUCAGCUGCGACUUGGGCAGCUAGCAACCCAUCCUACACCCCUGGUUCAACAUAUCAGCAAGCCGGGUUCACGUUCGAUGCCUGGGUUCAAUGGCUAUCGAACACCCCAAGCAGAGGCGCAAAGGUGUUCAUCACCCUACCUGGUUCUUCAGAUGCCGCCAAUGCUGGGAACUAUAUCACCCAUCAGCAGGCAAAUAAUCUCAUCAGCGCGUACUACUGCCGGCCAUCUUUCGGAGGCGUGGCUGUUUGGGAGGCAACUCGCGGUGACGGCAACCCCUAUAACGGCAAAUCUUUCCAGGCCACCAUGAAAAUUUGGCUGCAGGGAGCUGCAGCAGACACGCGACUCGCGAGCUGCCAAGCACCAUCAACAACGACAGCAUCUUCUAGCCAACCGACGACAUCGACAACACCGACACAGCCCAAUCCAGGCGAGCCUGGUUCUUGCGGUCCCGGUGUUGGAUCUUGCGGUAGCGGAUACUGCUGCAGUGCAUAUGGAUAUUGCGGGACGACAAGUGCUUACUGCGGAACUGGUUGCCAGCCGGGCUUUGGCACAUGCAGCGCGGGAAGCAGCUCCGGAGGCAGCUCCGGAGGCAGUUCAGGAGGCAAUUCAGGAGGCAGCUCUGGUGGCAGCUCCGGUGGUAGUUCCGGCGGUAGCUCAGGCAGCGGUGGGAGCUCAGGGCUGCCGGUCGCAAGAGACGCAAGAAUGGAUGGUGUGGUAAUUCGGAUCUCUACUGUGGUGCUGGGUGCCAACCCGGUUAUGGCAUUUGCAGUUGAUUUCGAGAGCAAAACUGGGGUCCGAGGCUGUUACGUGAAAUGGGAGGGUGAUGUGCGCAUCAAGCUCUUCCCUGGGCAGCAGGCAGCGAGCACAGAUGCCAUUCUCCACCUGCUGGGAUCUUCCUCCACGACUCCACAGCCUCCCACCGUUCCACUCCAUCCAUCCCACUGCACAUCGCCGAUCCGAUAUUCCAACUUCACUGCCUUACUACGCACGUAUACACUUGCUCUCGAAUUACAACUACCUCUUAUUCAAAGCCCGUUACUGAAACUCUCUAUAGAUGCUGCCGACAUGCAUACUCGAAACACAGAUGACAGAUCCGGGCUCCUCGCCAUACGGCAGUUGACAGACGCCGGAGUUUUCCCCGAAUGUUACCUCAUUCGCGUCUUACGACCAAACCUCUCGGCUCUCGGUGCGCCAUUCGAUAAUGGUGGGGACACUUGGAAAACCUUCUGUGUUGUCGUUCUGACUACUGUGGUAUGCCACCGGAACGUCAAUAAGAAGCUUCUUAUGGCGGGAAAAGAUGUUUCCUAUUACCGGCCAGUGGUGGUUCCCCCGCGUAUGCACGACAACCCUACCGCUAUUGCUGCCGACAUCGCUGCCGGUCUCUCCGCUAGGUUGAUGCGGCCAACGGCCGAGAAAGAUGUCAUCCCCAUGCGUUGGGACCUCGAGCUAAUCUUGGAGCCAUUGGAGCCAAGAUGGGAGAACUAG